AUGCUCGAUUCCACCAUGUCAGAGCCUUUACCUAUCGCCAUAGACCCCGUGGCCCUGGUGACCACAGAAUGUAUCACCGUUACCUCGUCUAUGCGGAAGCAUGCCCGCUGGGCACACUCCUCUGUCUCCGCUAUCCUGGGCGGCAAUGGAGGCACCCGUGUAUACGAUCGCGAUUCCUCCGCGCCUCCGAGUCCGCGCAAAAGCCCACAAUCACCCCGCCAAGAUGAUGAUCAUGCCUUGGCCAAUCGAUGGGGCCUGCGAGGGAAGAAGGGGAAGAGCAUGCAGGAUAAUCCGUUGAUAUCGGCCUUUACCCGCCUGCGAAGUGAUCUCAAGGGCUGCAAAGACAUCCGCACUUUCGAUACCCCGGCUUUGCUUCAUCCUUUCUUGCAGGUCAUCCGCUCCUCUUCGACCUCCGCAGCCAUUACCUCCCUUGCCCUGGUUGCCGUGACCAAGUUCUUUUCCUACAACAUUGUCAACCGGGACUCACCUCGACUCCCGAUGGCAAUGCAGCUUCUUUCCGCCGCCAUUACACAUUGCCGAUUCGAAGCAAGCGACUCUUCUGCCGACGAGAUUGUGUUGCUAAGAAUCUUGAAGCUGAUGGAAGGCAUGCUCUCUCGACCAGAGGGGGAGCUGCUGGGGGACGAAAGCGUCUGUGAAAUGAUGGAAACAGGCCUCAGCAUGUGCUGCCAGAGUCGGCUGUCUGAGGUACUGCGCAGGUCUGCAGAGAUGGCCAUGGUCAACAUGUGCCAGGUCAUUUUCACACGGCUGUCACACCUCGACCAAAAUAUCCCGGCCGGACCAACUCCUUUCGCAGAUGAAAGUAUCAAGAAAGAUACUUCCAAUCUUAAGAUGGAUCCGUCUGUCAACGGUGACACAGUCGCUUCACAGCACAAGUCUGCUAUGAGCUCAGAUACAGCAACCGCGGAACGGGACAGUACCAGCACAGAGGGAGCUCCCGAGCAGACAGGCAAUGGGGGAGCAGCAGCCGCACCACCGAGCCCACAGACUGAUGAUGAAAGCGAAGAUAUACAGCCAUAUUCUUUGCCCUCCAUCAGGGAGCUUUUCCGGGUGUUAAUUGAUCUACUUGACCCCCAUAACCGGCAGCAUACCGACACGAUGAGAGUGAUGGCUCUGCGCAUCAUCGAUGUUGCUUUAGAAGUAGCUGGGCCUUCCAUCGCACGGCACCCAAGCUUGGCAGCAUUGGCUAAAGAUGAUCUCUGCCGUUACAUCUUCCAAUUGGUACGUUCCGAACAAUUGGCGAUUCUUGCUGGGUCUCUCAGGGUUGCCGGUACUCUGUUAUCGACAUGCCGACCUGUCUUAAAGCUUCAGCAGGAGCUUUACCUGUCAUACUUGGUGGCUUGUCUUCAUCCUCGUGUUGAGAUUCCCCGAGAACCCGGCAUUGACCCGUCCCUUUAUGAAGGCGUGCCGCAAACCCCCAAACUGGUUAAGCAACCGGCAUCCCAGACAAACAGCGGCAGAUCGACACCAGUUCCGGUCAAGGAUCGGCAGAAACUUGGGCUGGAAGGUGGUUCACGGAAACCAGAAGCCCGUGAAGCAAUGGUUGAAAGCAUCGGUGUAUUGUCGCGGAUUCCGAGCUUCAUGGUUGAACUUUUUGUAAAUUACGACUGUGAAGUCGAUCGAGCCGAUUUGUGUGAGGACAUGAUUGGCUUACUCUCGCGAAACGCAUUCCCCGACUCCGCAACAUGGAGCACCACAAACGUACCUCCGCUCUGCCUGGAUUCUCUCCUGGGGUACGUGCAAUUCAUUUACGACCGAUUGGAUGAUGUACCAUUACACGGAAACUACCCUCCACGAGAUCGCCUGCGAACUCAGCGGAAAACCAAAAAAAUUAUCAUCAAGGGAGCGCAAAUGUUCAACGAAAACCCGAAGGCGGGAAUUGCCUACCUAGCAGAGCAUGGAAUUAUUGAGGACCCGAGCAAUCCUGUACUGGUAGCUCGGUUCCUAAAGGGCACAAGUCGAUUGUCCAAGAAAGUCCUUGGAGAUUUCAUCUCAAAGCGUGACAAUGAAGCAUUGCUGGGCGCGUUCGUGGAUCUUCUCGACUUCUCAGGGAGAAACGUAGUGGAGGCACUCCGCGAGUUGCUGAGUUCCUUCCGUCUGCCGGGCGAGUCGCCGCUCAUUGAACGAAUCGUCACAACAUUUUCAGAGCAUUAUACCGAAAAGGCGCAGCCAGAAGGAAUUGCGGACAAGGAUGCCCUGUAUAUUCUGACUUAUGCCAUAAUCAUGCUGAACACGGAGCUUUAUAAUCCCAAUGUGAAGUCACAAAACCGCAUGUCGUUCCCUGCUUUCGCUAGGAACUUGCGCGGAGUCAACGGCGGCGGCGAUUUCACGGAGGAAUUCCUCCAGGAGAUCUACGAUUCUAUCAAGGAGAACGAGAUCAUUCUUCCUGAUGAGCAUGAGAACAAGCACGCCUUCGAUUACGCUUGGAAAGAGCUUCUUCUAAAGUCGUCAAACUCUAGCGAUAUGGUCGUGGGGGAGACCAACAUGCACGAUGCCGACAUGUUUGAGGCUACGUGGAAGCCAGUAGUGGCAACCCUAUCUUACGUUUUUAUGUCCGCAUCAGAUGAUGCAGUUUACUCUCGUGUUGUCAAUGGUUUCGACCAAUGCGCUCAAAUCGCAGCCCGGUAUGGCUUGACUGAGGCGUUCGACCGUAUUGUCUACUCUCUGGCAUCUAUCAGCACAUUGGCGACCAAUAAGCCUCCGAGUACUGCGCUUAACACUGAGGUGCAAGUAGGCAAAAAGAGUGUGAUGGUCAGUGAGCUGGCUGUAAAAUUCGGAAGGGACUUCCGAGCUCAAUUGGCUACUGUCGUUCUGUUUCGAGUUCUAUUGGGCAAUGAGUCUGCACCCAAGCAGGGCUGGGAGCAUGUUGUCAGGAUUCUCAGCAAUUUAUUUAUCAACUCCUUGAUCCCGCCCUUUGACUCUACGCUCACGGCCGAGCUUGACGUCUCUUCUAUUCCAUUACAACCCCCAUCGCAAGUGGUGGAUCGUGACAACCGUAGCAAUGACUCAGGGUUACUGUCUGCAUUCACGUCUUACCUGUCCAGUUAUGCAGCUGAUGAUCCUCCGGAGCCGUCAGACGAGGAACUUGACAACACCCUUUGCACAGUAGACUGCGUUACUGCAUGCUCGAUAUCCGAAAUAUUAGCCAAUUUCAAAACUCUCCCUCUGUCAUCUCUAGUGAAGCUUGUGGAGGCUUUGCUGUCGCAAUUGCCAGAGGACAAUGCACCUGCUGUCAUCGUUGUGAAGCCAGAACGGCCGAGUCCCGUAUCAAGGCCCACAAGUGCCAGAGUUGAUCCUAACCAGCCGAAAUAUGACCCCGCCAUGAUAUUCAAUUUAGAGUUGGCAACUGUGCUCACUCUUCGCGAUAAGGAAACCCUUGAGGCCCUGGGCGAAUCACUUGCGACUACCCUACAGACGCUAGUGCGCGAUGCCAAAAACCUUCAUCCGUUGACGGUAUCACGCAUCGUCUCUUAUCUGCUCAACCUCUUACGACUCAGCCAUGACGAGCAUUUCCUUCGAGUACCUGUUGUGCUCCACGCUAUCUCUGGAUAUGACCAAGAUAUCUUAGAAACUCUUGCUCUGCCAACGGUGAAAGGUCUUUCGCGAUGUCUCGCUCACCCCGGCCGUUUAAGAAACGAGAUCACGAUUUCUCCCGACUUCUGGUCUAUCCUUCAGAGAUUGAUUCAACACGAAGAGUCUGCCCCUAUGGUGUUUGAACUUCUCAAGGGCAUUGUGGAGUCCAUGCCUGAUAUUGUUACGGCCGACAAUUACAAGUUUACAAUCUCCCUUGCAAAUGACUUUGUCAGCGCGGCGCAUGUGGGGUCCAUUACCGAACGUCGGAGGGAUGGCCACAUCCGGAGAACUAAAAGUGUCAAGCAACCGAAGCCUACCGAAAAUCAAGUAGUCACCCGUGGUGUCAAGGCCAUUGGUCUAAUCUACCAUUUGACUGGUCGAGUUCCCACGCUCAUAAAACAGUCUCACCUUGAGCAACAUGAAGCCUGGGCUGCCUACUGGUAUCCGAUUCUCCAAACCCUCUCUGGCCAAUGUAUCAACCCAUGUCGUGAUAUUCGACACCAUGCAAUUUCCACUCUCCAACGAGCUCUUUUGUCUGCAGAGUUAAUCUCCGGUGACGACAAGGAAUGGGCCACUCUCUUCGAUGAGGUCCUUUUCCCACUCAUCUUGCGUUUGCUCAAGCCUGAGGUUUACCACUCCGAUCCUAUCGGUAUGAGCGAGACCCGAGUCCAAGCAGCGACAUUGGUCUGCAAGAUCUUCCUGCGCUACCUCGACCAGCUUCCUAACCGCGAGGGAAUGGUUCACCUUUGGCUCCAAAUCCUCGACAUCCUCGACCGCAUGAUGAACAGCGGCCAGGGCGAUAGCCUGGAAGAAGCCAUCCCUGAGAGCUUGAAGAAUAUUCUUCUGGUCAUGGCCGAUGGUGGUUACCUCGUGCCUCCAUCCCAGGACCCUAAAAAGGAGGAAAUGUGGCUGGAAACUCGCAAGCGUCUUGGAAGAUUUUUGCCUGAUCUGUUUGCUGAGAUUUUCCCUGAUGCUGGCAAGGAAGCUGAGAAAUCUCAACCUGGCUCUGGAGUUGCGUCUCCAGCCAAGCAGAGCCUGGACGCAACGAAGGACAACGAGGAUACUGCUGCCCCGGCAACAUCUGCAGUCGAACAGACAGUGGAGGCUGAAACUGGUGCCGACGAGAGCUAUGCCGCUCCCACUGAGGUUGCUUCAUCUGAAGAG
This is a messenger RNA of Penicillium longicatenatum, 4755 nucleotides long. RefSeq lists its product as uncharacterized. Lineage: Eukaryota; Fungi; Ascomycota; Eurotiomycetes; Eurotiales; Aspergillaceae. The transcript is spliced from 5 exons. Gene Ontology annotation, biological process: regulation of ARF protein signal transduction. Gene Ontology annotation, molecular function: guanyl-nucleotide exchange factor activity. The annotation marks the transcript as partial. The record is from RefSeq and is a predicted model, not a curated record.